Lymnaea stagnalis (great pond snail) is the source of this 9150-nucleotide messenger RNA. Lineage: Eukaryota; Metazoa; Mollusca; Gastropoda; Lymnaeidae. The record is from the annotation of a GenBank genome assembly.
ACAGACGCCUAUGUUAGGAUCUCUGAAAAAGCAGACUCUUUUAUUUUAGUUGAAAAAAAAAAUUAAAGCUGUUUUACGGCUGGUUAGCAGAUACGACCCCCCAGUUCGGAAACGCCACUGAACAGCCUAGCAGUAAACCCUUUGUGCGCCGCCAUUGGCAUUCACGCGUGAUACCGAAGUGCCGUUAGUUGUCGCGAGAGGAGAGUUCAGCACAGAAGACGGAAGAAAGAAACAGGACGAAGAUGUUGACCAGUCCAUUUGUCCUCGUUUGGUGCCUCACCGCGGUGACGUCAUCCUUUCUGCCUUUGAGUAAGUCUUCAUCUAACAAUAGUUAUACUUUUAUCUUGACACAUCUUAUCUAGAAAUAUUUUUACAUUUAUGUUAAAACAUCUUAUCUAGCAAUAUUUUUACAUUUAUGUUGACACAUCUUUCAAGUGAAUCACUAUGGACAACGUGAGUUUCUAAAAAUAAAUUUAAAAAACAAAAUUUGAUUUAGAUUGUUUCCGAUUUUCUUAAAAUAGGUACACAUGCAACCAGUAUGAGGCUUGUAUGGGCAGCUGCACCCCUUGAUUCAUUCAUUCAUUGUCUAUCCUAGUUGCCAACACUGUCCUGGGGCCUAUCUGUAUGUCCUGGGGCCUAUCUGUAUGUCCUGGGGCCUAUCUGUAUGUCCUGGGGCCUAUCUGUAUGUCCUGGGGCCUAUCUGUAUGUCCUGGGGCCUAUCUGUAUGUCCUGGGGCCUAUCUGUACGCACAUAAACAAAAUAUAAUUAUUUAAAAAUAUGUUUCGAUAUUAUAUAUUAUCUAUGCUACGGCCUUCCCCAUUUUGAUGUCAAUUCCAGGCAUACCCCCCGAAUCUGAAUUAUUUUAAUGAACAUUUUGUUCAAUGUUCAGUCGUCAUCGCAUUACGUGAAACGAUUCAACAUAUAAAAAAAUAUUUUAAAAUAUGCAUAUUUUUAAUUCUCGCUACAAGAGGAACUUCUGGCAGGAUGACCUUGACUUCUUGUUAACCUUGGCCUUCCGUAAAGUUACCUUGGUAAAUUAGGGCGAUCAAAAUUGUUUAUGUUUUAAAAUUGUGUAGUCUUAACCCCAGUUGCUUUGUUUCACUACACACGGAAACAGUUCCUGCAAAUAUAUUGUGAAAUUGAAUCAUACAUAAAGGAGAUAACUGUGGAUUAUCAUCGUCAAAAUCCCACGAUGGGAGAACAAUGGUGACAGGGGAGAUAACUGUGGGUCAGUACAAACAUAGCCAUUCCUAAGUUAGCUGUGAACAAGCACAAACAUAGCCAUUCCUAAGUUAGCUGUGAAUAAGUACAAACAUAGCCAUUCCUAAGUUAGCUGUGAAUAAGUACAAACAUAGCCAUUCCUAAGUUAGCUGUGAAUAAGUACAAACAUAGCCAUUCCUACGUUAGCUGUGAACAAGUAAAAACGUAGCCAUUCCUAAGUUAGCUGUGAACAAGUACAAACAUAGCCAUUCCCAUGUUAGCUGUGAACAAGUACAAACAUAGCCAUUCCUAAGUAAGCUGUGAACAAGUACAAAAAUAGCCAUUCUCAUGUUAGCUGUGAACAAGCACAAACAUAGCCAUUCCUAAGUUAGCUGUGGGUCAGUACAAACAUAGCCAUUCCUAAGUUAGCUGUGAACAAGUACAAACAUAGCCACUCCUUAGUUAGCUGUGGGUCAGUACAAACAUAGCCAUUCCUAAGUUAGCUGUGGGUCAGUACAAACAUAGCCAUUCCUAAGUUAGCUGUGACAUUGGACGUGACCUCAGGGCCGGCCCUAUACACUGUUGCUGGUGCCCCACGGAAGCCUAUCUAUUGCACCUGCUUUAAGUCUAAUCAUAAAUGUAUCCCGUGGCAAAGGCAGUAGAACUUAACACCCCUAAAAUGAAAGCGACUGCCUUUGUCAGCAACGACUGUUCUCACAACCUCCUGUGCACGAACAUACAAUUUAUGUAGUAUGACAUACAAACGUUUGGCAACAAAAUUAUUUUUUUCUUCCAUGGCGCCAACGUGCAUUUUGUUUUCGUAUUUUUCAAGAUCGCUGUGGGCGCCUGUAUGCACGAGGCACCCCAGGCAACUGCCAGAGUUGCUGGUGCAAACAUGCCUGAUUAGACAUCAGGUUGUAAAAAUCAGUCAGUUUAAGAUUAUUCUACACCCGCUUAUUCAAUGAGUCAUUUUUUGCGCUGUUUUUGCGACCCGUAUGUGAAAAUUUCAACCACUGACAAAAUAUGUCCCACAAGAGUUAUUUUUGGAGGGGACUGUGUGACUUGUAGCGUGGUAUUUGUUUUCUGUAGAAUAAUUGUCAUUCCGAACACGUUACUUGCACGCGAGAGGCAAAUAACUAACUUCUGCAGACAUUCUUCUAUGUGCGAUGUAAAGGCGACUUCGUCAGGAAACACCACUUCACGAAUUGGAAACUCCCCCCCCCUCCCCCCCCUGCUCUUUGAAAAAAGGCGGGGGAAAUUGAACAGGCUACCAUCAGGUCUGGUAUGGAUGUACACUCCGUCUUUACUGUCCCUGGCGGCAAAUUUAAGAACCCUUGCGAAGAAAAUGGAGAAGAGCGUUGGUGUCAGUACGCAGACUUCUUUUACCGCUAUGCUGACUGAGAAUGCCCCAGAGACUGCGCUAUCGGAUAUCCUUACUUUCCUUAGCCUUAUAUCCAGACACAUUUCAUUUGUAAUUAUUUUUUUAUAUUCAGAGCAACAAUCAAAAUCUGCAGUUAUCCGAGUCCAGCCAGGAAAAGAAGUCAAAAUAAGAUGCAAUGGCAGAGUGUGUGGUGGUUCACUUCAAGGAGAUGUGGUGGAAAUAAGUAUGAAGAAGUGGACAGCAGCUAAGGGAACAAUGACCGUCCUUGCAACACUGAACGCCCAGAAUUUGACGGUAAGGCUGGACAGACAGGUAUAUCGACAGACAGACAGGCGGUUAGACAGAUAUGUAAGAGAAUAGACAAACAGACAGACAUAGAGACGGACAGAUAUAUCGAUAGACAUGUUAUAUGUAUAUAUAUAUAUAUAUAUAUAUAUAUAUAUAUAUAUAUAUAUAUAUAUAUAUAUAUAUAUAUUGAUAUAUAUAUAGAUAGAUCGAUGGAUAUAUAAACAUAUAGAUAGAUAAAUAGAUUAGAUCGAUAUAUAUAUAUAUAUAUAUACAUAGAUAGAUAGAGUAUAUAGAUAGAUAGAUCUAUGAUAUAUCGAUAAAUAGAUGGAUAGAUACAUAGAAAGUGGAUGGAUGAAUGUAUUGGUGGCCAUUUGGAUAGAUGGGUGAGUAGGUUGAUGGGAAUAUUGAUGUAUAAUUGGAUCGAUAACUGGAUUGAUGGAUUGGUGGAUGUGUGGAUGAUGGGUGGGUGGGUAGCUAGAUAUAGUCUUAUUCUACAUCUGUGUUUGAUCAGAUUCGUCCAAUUUUCAGUAAAAAUGUAUCCACAAAAAGUAAUAUGCUAUUUUAGUUAGUUGAUAUUGUGUCAAUAUUGGCGCAUAAUGCUGGACGUAUCACCGCCUCACCGUCUCAAUGAUGAAAAUCCACUUCCAACCUAAGAGACGACCUCAGGCCACCAAAGCACCGAAUCGCCACAACAUCAGUAAGCUGAAGAUCCCUGAUGUGAGACAAACCUUUGUUGAAAACCUGGAUGAACGCCUUGAUACCAUCACACUGGACAACCAGGACGCGGAAACAGCGUGGACCACACUUCGUGAGACGGCGUAUAACACAGCCGCUGAGCGCCUCGGACCCUCUACCAGGAAACACAGGGAAUGGUUUAAUGAAAACAACCCAGCGAUCCAAAUGCUAAUUAAGCAAAAACUUUGGGCGUACAAGGCCCUCCAUGAUGACCCAAUGUCAACAGCAAAUACAGCUGCACUAAGGAGAAUCCGCUGCACGGUGCAGUUGCAACUGCUCUAGAUGCAAGACUAAUGACUGAGUGUGAAAGCUGAUGAGAUUCAGGGCUUUGCAGACAAGAAAGACAUGGAAAACAUUUAAAGUGGCCUGAGAGAAAUCUAUGGAGUUACCACCUCAGGCUCUUCCCCUCUCCUUGGUGCAGACGGUUCUACACUCAUUACAGACAAGGACAAAAUCUUGGAAAGAUGAGCGGAACAAUUUGAUAGUGUGCUGAAUACGACUUCCAUCAUUAAUGAUGAGGCCAUUGAAAGACUGCCACAGGUCCCAACGAAAAAGUCAAUGGACUCAGUCCCAAUUUUGGUCGAGAUACAGACAGCAAUCCGCCAAAUAUAUGGCAAAUUACCUGGCUCCGACACGUUUCCUGUCGAAAUCUAAAAUUGUGUCUAUUCUAGAUCAUCUGGUCGACGGAAACUAUAUACCAAAAGACCCCAAAGAUGCCUGAAAUAUCCACCUGUACAAACACAAAAGUAACCGCCAGGCCUGCGAUAAGCACAGCAGAAUUUCAUUGCUGUCCAUCGCAGGCAACAUCUUUGCCCUAGCCCUUCUGAACCGCCUUAAUGCACAUCUGGAGCUAGGUUUCCUACCUGAAAGUCAAUGCGGUUUCCGCAAAGAACGCGUAACUAUCAUCGAUAUGGUGUUUGCUGCUAGGCAGCUUCAAGAGAAAUGUCAGGAGCAAAAUACGGACCUAUAUUUCACAUUUAUCGACCCGAAUAAGGCUUUUGACAGGGUCAUUUGAGGUGGCCUGUGGAAAAUUGAAAAGAAGCACGGAUGCCCAGACAAGUUCACCAAUGUCAUCUGUCAGCUGCAUGCCGGCCCGAGUAGAGCACAACGGUCAGUCAUCUCAAGCCUGUCCUGUCACAAACGGUGUAAAAGCAGGGCUGUGUCCUUGCUCCCACACUCUUCAGAAUUAGGUGUUCUGCAAUGCUGUCCGAUGCGUUCAAGGACUCCACCACGAGCUCACCGUAUCCCCCCCCCCCAACCAACCGAAUGACUCAAUGAUCCUAUUCGAUGUUGACGGACGAACAACAUAUUGUCAAUUGCUUAUUUUGUUUGGAAUCAAAUUUAAAAAAAAUCCCACUAAUAUAGAGAGCUAGGUAAUGUAGACUUGUAGUUUUAUUGACUGAUUGUUUACAAGGUUGGCUUGGUACAUUUUAUCUUUGUACUUUGAAUAUACAAAUAAAUCUAGAUUCCUAAUAUUGUACAACUGUGCUUUUCUUCUGUCAGGUCAACUUGUAUGAUCUGGAGAUUGCCGAGACAGUGAGCAAAGAUAUAAAUAUCACGGCCAGCGGAGAAGAACCGGCCACUCUCCAGAUGACCACGCGGAACGUGCAGAAUGACGAUGCAUACAUUUGCAUGGUGGUAUACGUGUACGAUAUGCUUGUUACAUACGCCCGCUGCACAACGAGGCUGCUAGUCACUGGUUGGUUGUUCUCUUUUAGCAUUGAUUGUCCCAGUUCUCUGAUGAUUUCCACAUGCAUUUCGUGAGCGCUGUGUUUAACCCUGUUUGUGCCAACUGCUUAAAUUGUAUCAGCGGCUUGAUAUCAUUUUUUUCUGAAAUAUGGAAUCAAAAUAAAUUAAAGUUACAAGAUGGACGGAAGCCAAUUAAUUUUCAGUUCUUCUCAGAAAGGAAAAACAUCCGAUUCUAAGAAAAGAAAAACAUAACAUUACAAAAAUUAUUCCGUGACAUUCCUCUGUCGUUUAUGGUUAUGCUUUUUAAAUUAAAACAAAUCUGAUUUUGGACAAAAAUAAUAUUAACAUUUACAACAAAAAAAGUAAUCUAGAAGAAAAGAUGUUUCCGAUGAGCCCAGGAAAUCGUUCAUAAUCAAAGAGAUUUUACGAAGUGCUUAAGAAAAUCAUAAUAUAAUAUUAUGCAUAUCUAGUUCCAGUGGACUUGUUGCAAACAGUAACCUUGUAAUAACUGCUUUACUGAGAUUGUGACAAAUUUGUACUUGAUAUCUCCCUGUAAUAAAGAUAUUUAUCAACUGUUUAGUCGUCUUUCAAAAGCAUAUGGAAUUUUGUGUUGGUCUAUAAAGAGAUUUCGAUAUCACUUUUUUUUUAAUUUUUAAAAUAGUUUUUUGGAGAGUAGAUCAUGUGAAUAUUACAGUAUUUAUAUGAAGUGCUUUUACUUCUACUAGGUAGUUUAUGAAAAAAUGGCUCGGAUUUGACUAAAAAGUAUUACAAAAAACAAACAUUUUUUUUCUUCUUUAUAUUUCACUAUUUUGAAAUGCACUUGUUAGAAUUUGGCAUAGCUCCCCUGGGGAAGACCUCCAUUAAGUAAGGGCGCUGUGACUGUUAAACGAUAGUGGGGGAACCUUUGCACUUCAAUAUUUCCUUGAGUAGUCAGAUUUAUUCUUAUUGGACACCGAACAAAACCACCCCCCCUCCCUUCAAUUUUUUGUACCUAUCUGCCGCGUCUGUUUACAAUUAAAAAAAAAAUAUUUUUACUUCAAAUCAUUUCCUUUCCGUUCUUCUUGACUUCAUUUUUGUCUGGGUUCUACGCCCACUGCUAUUCUUUUCUAAUUUCUAUGCAGGAUUCAUGUAUAGUUAUAUUAUGUACAUUUAAUUUUUACUUAUUUAAAUGUUUUGUUGUUGUACUGACUAAGGCAUUUGCCGAAACGUUCACUGGUGUAUUAUGUAUAAUUAUUAUUAACUCGGAACUAAUAUUGUUUUAUCGACAAUACGUACCAAAUUUUAAUAUAUGACCUUGUAUGUAAGACAUCCUCUUUUCAUGCCCUUUAAGUAUUGUGGUAGGCAAUUUUUUAAAAGGCCAAAUGCUAAAUUAGUUUUAACAUAUCAUUAUGUAUUUCCAAUAUCGCAUGCUUACUUGUAUAUUUCCGACCCUCCUGUAAGGACCCAAAGUUUUUCAGAGGCGAUAUUGGAGGUAAUUUAUUUCUUGUAUUCUCCCAUCCAGCGACGCCAGCGGUUCCCGUCUCAACAACGGACACCACAAGACGUAUCACUGCCCCUGGCCAUGGAGGUCCGCCUAAGAGGUCCCCAACUGAUGAACAGGAUACGACCGGGUCAGUGUCCGUGCUGAUGUUUGGCGUCGCCAUGAUGGCCAUACCCAUCCUGAUAAUAGUCGCCAACUUGAUACUCGGCAUCCUGAAGUAAAGAAAGCUCGGCUCACUCAUCAGACUACAAAGAUGGUUCCUGACAGUAGGUGUAAAUGAGUUCAACACAGGAACAAGUCUGGUGACAUUAAAUGACAGGUUUCUACUUGGCCAUGAUAGCAAGUCAAGUUUUUUUUCCCUAUGAAUGAGCAUCAAAACCUAUUUCCCUGGACACUUCACUUAAAUCAUCUAAUAUAGCGCAAGAGAUAAUUAAUUUGGCCUAUUAGAUCUAAAAUUUUAACAAAACAAUUUUUCUUUUGAAAAAAUGUAUAUAAGAAUGAGCCAUACUGACAUAACGCUAAAAGGCAGAAACUAUUUUGAUACGUUUGGAUUCUUAAAAACAAUCACAGUUAUUUUCUAGUAUUUUACGGAAAUCGAAAUAAUUUACAUGCUCAAAAAAUAUAAUUUAUUUGCUUUUAUUUUAGCAAAAGUUUAAGUAUUAUUAUUAUAAAUUACAAAUAGAUUUAAAGUAACAACAAAGGAACUGUUUUAAGCAGUUUAUCCGAAUGUAAAAGUUAUGAAAAAAAUUAUUAAUAAAAAAAUUGCCUCUUAAUCACAUUUAUCGGGAAAAGAAAACAAAAAAUAUUUCUAUUUAAAAAUUACUUUAAAAACCUAAUUAAAACACACAAACAUUUUCUUUGAGUGGCAUUGUAAUCGUAUCCGGAAAUUCGAUCAAAAUAAAUUUCGUCGAUGGUAAUUUGAUCGAACAGAAAUUUAGUCGAAUCGGUGAAAUAUAUUUACAGAUAGAUUGGUGAAAUACAUUUGCAGAUAGAUUGGUGAAAUACAUAUGUCUGUCAGUAGCAUUAAUUAAAAUUGAAAACAAUGUUGGUACAGUUUGUCUGUCAGUAGCAUUAAUUAACAUUGAAAACAAUCACACACAAAAUUUUAGGUUGGGAUUUGGGGAGGUGGAAGAGGAGGGAGGGGGCAAACACUUGGCGAGAGAGAGAGAGAGAGAGAGAGAGAGAGAGAGAGAGAGAGAGAAAGAGAGAGAUAGGGGGAUGUUUUGUUUUCGCUGGAUGUGACGAAUCAACCUAUUGUGUUUACCUGGCAAAAUCCCCGACCUCCAGACAGCUUAGCAUUAAAUAACAUUGAAAACAAGCACACACAAAAUGUUAGGGGGGGAGUUGGGGAGGUGGAAGAGGAGGGAGGGGGCAAACACUUGGCGAGAGAGAGGGAGAGAGAGAGAGAGAGAGAGAGAGAGAGAGAGAGAAAGAGAGAGUUAGGGGGAUGUUUUGUUUUCGCUGGAUGUGACGAAUCAACCUAUUGUGUUUACCUGGCAAAAUCCCCGACCUCCAGACAGCUUUUUUAGUUGAGAUUUUUUUAAAAAAAAUUAAGCAGAGGCGUAGCUAGAGUGUUUGGCGCCCGGGGACCAGAUAUAUUUUAAAGCGCAUUCCUAUCUUUUUUUCAACUCUCAACCCCAUCAAUAAAAUAAUAUCAAAACACAUUUUGACGCCCCUAACUAGUAUGGCACCCGGGGAAAUCUGCCCCCUGCCCCCCCCCCCCCUUAGCUACGCCUCUAAAAUUAAGUUGAUCAGAUUAAUUUUGAACACUGGCCUCAUAUCAUAAACUCUAUCACAUGGAUGCAGUUCUAACAAGUGGAGUGGAAACGGCACACUGGAGUCUUAUUAAAUUUGGAACUUGUCAAAUAGCAUACUGUUUGAUGCAGUAUCUAUCACAACCUCGCAUGGUGCCAAAAUUUAAAUGUCAAACACAAUAGUGGAACGAGGAGUGGUGAAUUAAAGGUGUGAUGUAGUGAAACAGUGAAGGAGUGAAGGGGUGUUGGAGUGAAAGAGUGAAGGCGUGAUGGAGUGAUGAAUUAAAGGUGUGAUGUAGUGAAGGAGUGAUGGAGUGAAAGAGUGAAGGAGUGAUGGAGUGAAAGAGUGAAGGAGUGAUGGGUCGAAGGAGUUUAGGAGCGAAGGAGGUUACAAAGGCAAGCCAGAGGGCUGUCGUUGCGGUCGUGACGUAAUAGGACACUUCAAACAUCAAUGGUGAAUCACACCAAAUACACACAACAGGAGCCAAAGAAACAGUCACAUGGCUCGUUCAUUUGAUAGAUACAAGUAGCGCUUUGAAUUAAAAAAAAAAAUUAAUUAUGGUAUGUUGUUGAACUUUAAACUCUGCAUCUUUUAUUGCUUUCUAAAUAAAUUUUGAAAUCCC